This is a messenger RNA of Trypanosoma rangeli, 309 nucleotides long. RefSeq lists its product as uncharacterized. The transcript has a single exon. The record is from RefSeq and is a predicted model, not a curated record. The coding region runs from base 1 to 309 and encodes 102 amino acids. Lineage: Eukaryota; Euglenozoa; Kinetoplastea; Trypanosomatida; Trypanosomatidae.
AUGGGCAUCCAAGCUAAUCCAGCGAAGGAGGCCGCUCGCCGUUCAGCUGCACUGCAACAACGAGUGAUGGACGCCAUGUCGGAGGGGAAUAUUGAUGAGGUCCCACCACCAUCAGUGGUUUCGUGGAACAAUCAUGGAGAAGCGGGUGCGAGGAAUAAAAACGAGGACACAGUUAUUGAAGAAGUUCAAAACAAGUCUCAAGAAGAGAAUCUUCUGGGGAAGGACCAACGGAGGAAUUGGGUACUGGCGAGCACGUGGAUAAAGCGGCGCUGCGUGAUUUUCUCCGUUCCACUCACUGGGGCGAGCUGA